UCAAGACUGUGCAUUUCUUUACAUCCUCGUUCUUCAGUAAACUGUCGCCUACCCCGUGGAAAACUGAAACUUUGCGUGUUAUUUGGAUAUCGAUGUGUAUCGAUGUCAGCUCUGUCCUGUGAAAAAUGCUGCACGUACACCAAUUCGUACAUCUGGCGAUCGCGUUUUGCAUCUAUCCGCUUCUGAAAUGCGGUGGAAGUGCUUAAAUCGAUUCGCCCCUGGUAUUGAACCAACAAAAGCCGCUCUUUUUAACGUGGCUUUGAUGGGACGCCUCACUAGGCCAUAGACAUUGGCUUGGGCAAGUUCAUAAUUGAAUCUCCACUGUAAAUCUUUUACGAGAGUGUUGUUUCAAAGGAUGGCUGAAGACCAUGAUCGAUUUGUAAAUGUUUUUCCAGAGUCAAAGCGUUUCAAGACAGCAACUGUAAGGGCUAAAAUUCUCGAUAUAAAAAAACUCAGCAAUAUUGGAUUGGACAUGUCUGAAUUGCGCUGCAAAGAUUUGGAGAAGAUCAAGUGCUUCAGAGGACCACAGCCUCUAGAUUCAAGUAACAUUUUCAUUGAUACUCAGAGCAAUGGAGAACGCUACAUAUUUGUGAAAGAGCCGGCUUGCUCUCCAUCGCACACAGCUGAGUGGCCAAGUUUUCGGAAGUUACACAAUCUACGAUUUCCAAAUGAAAAACGCCAGGAAUCCUUAGGAAUAUGGUACACUGGUAAUCAGGCAAAGAAUCAACAGCCGAAGAUCCCUGUUACGUACGAAAAAAAUGCAGCAAUGCCUAAUUUCGACUACAAGCGGGGAGUACCUGACAUGCCGGAACCACGUAGGAAAUUCAAGCCAAUCGCAUGCGAUAUUUGCAACAGGGAAUUCGGCUCUUAUUCCAUCUCGAUCCAUCGUCCACAAUGCAUGAAGAAAUUGAUGUCCAGCAACAACUAGCGACCAAAUGCUUUUAAAAA
This is a messenger RNA of Daphnia carinata, 948 nucleotides long. RefSeq names its product zinc finger protein 474-like. The transcript has 3 exons. Lineage: Eukaryota; Metazoa; Arthropoda; Branchiopoda; Diplostraca; Daphniidae. The coding region runs from base 356 to 928 and encodes 190 amino acids. The record is from RefSeq and is a predicted model, not a curated record.